CUUCCGCAAACAACAAAAUUGUCAAAAUGGCGAGGGAAAUCAUCAACAAGCUUUGCAGCAAAGCGAAGUUGGAUAGAGACAGAGGUUUCAAUGAGCUAAAAACUUUUUUGAAUCAGUGUGAAGACGAAACAGUAAGCGACAUCCAGAACGACCUCUUGAAUUUAUUGGAAGAGGAUGACAGAGGGUGGGAGUUUCGGCAUGGUGGGCUCAGUGGUUCUCGCUGUGUCCUGGAACAGAGAAGGCUGAAUUUCGGGAACAAUGUGAAUGACGGAGAUGACAUCGAUAACAGUCAAGAAGCGUUUGCCUUUUCCUUAAUCGACAGGUCCACAGAACUACUAGACCACAAUGAGUUUCGGGUCAGAAUUGCUGCAGGUGAACUUCUAGGUAUUCUGUGUAAAAUUCUUGGACCUGACGUGUAUGAAAAGAGUAAAAGUCAGAUUCUUGAUGGUAUCCGUUCCAACUUGGAGAGACAUGGGCUUGGGGAAGACAGCUCUCCAGACGACAUGGUCGACUCCUCCAACCAACAGCCUGAAAGUAUCUUGUCCAGCUCCCCCAAUACGAGUGCAAGGCUCAUUGAACGGAGGUCUAGUGAUGCUUCACAAAUUUUCCAUGACACAGCUGGAUGGAAGUCACUAGAGACAUAUAUGAAGUGCCUUCAAAGUGUGAUAUUAGGUUGCGGCAACAAGUUUAAUCCCUUCGUCGACCAAGAGCUGUUGGAUCUCAUCUUUGAGGCGCUGACCCAUACCAACCGCUUUGUCCGUGAGACGGGCUAUUAUGUUUGUGGAGCGCUGGUGACCUGUGGCGCAAAAACUGGAUCUGAAAAUGACAGUGAAGCAAAGUUGACUGAGGAAAAUGCUAUCUAUCGGCAUGGUAAAGUUUUCUCUGAGUAUUUGGGGAAAGGCCUUGCGGACAACUGGAGUCAGGUGCGCAUGGCAGGCUCUGUGGCUACAAGACAGUUCCUGGUGAGUCUCCCUUCUGACGACGCCAGGAGCAAGUUCUACCCUGUUCUCAUCCCUCGCAUGUGCUUGAACAGGUAUUACGUGGCAGAAGGUGUGAGGAUAUACUCCCAGGAGACAUGGCGACAGAUCACACAUGGGGAGGGGAAGGCUCUCGUGGAAAAGUUCAUCACUGAUGUUGUUGGCUACUACGUUGAGUCGACUGACUCGGACAACCACGCAGUGAGAGAAGCAGCUUGUGCCUGUAUUGCAGAACUCGGGUCUAAGAUUGAGAAAGGCUGUGUGAGUCCCCAUGUGGCGAAACUUUUAGAGACUCUUCUCAUUUGUUUCAACGACGACAGCUGGCCAGUUAGAGAUGCGGCAUGCAUUGCCUGCGGCCAUUUUGUCCUUUGUUUCCCUGAAGAGUCAAAGUCUUCUUUGCCUGCCUUGUACCCACUGUUCUUCAACAACCUGCAAGACAACAUAGCAUCUGUGAGGCAGGGGGCUGCAGUCGCCAUCACCAACAUCAUCAAAGCUUAUGGUGGUACUGAGCAGGAAACUGUGUUUGCCAAGAUCAAAGAAGGUUUUGAAAAAAUCAAAGAUCAGCCAGCGUCAUCAGAGAAGUAUGGAUCUCUGGAGAAGACGCCAGCGACGUACGGAGUGGUGAAGCAGCUCAGGGAUAAUGACAUGGACCUCCACACUGACCAGCAGAUGUACUCGUGUGGCUCGCUGGCCCCCAAGAUGGGCCGAGGUGGAGGCUGCAUGGACCACAAGUUCCGGAAACCUUCAGAGCCCUGGGAGCUGGCAGAUGGUUGUGUGAACCUCCUAGCAGAGCUGAGCCAUGUGCCUGCGGUCACUGCUAAAGUGGGUAACCUGGUCCCUGCCAUGGCCACUGCCUGCAACACCAAGGACUACACGCACUAUAACAACUUCCUGGAGACGGUCUGUAGGCAGCUUCCCAACUUGGCCAAAGGACUUGGGAAAAGGCCCUUCAAAAUGUACUUGGAAAUGUUCUUGGACUACAUAUUUGAUGCUCUGGAGAGUGAUGUGGCCUUGACCUCGGCCGCUGCGUCCCAGUGUCUCAUUGACCUCAGCCUGUUUCUUGGUGCGGGAAUUUUCCGAGGGAGAAUAGAGAACUAUAACAGCAUGUACCUAAGGCGUUUCGAUUCCAUCCCUGGUGUUCCAAGAUCCUGAAAACCUCUGUGAUAGUUGUCUUCUUAACUGUGUGUGAAGCGUUUUCCAGAGCAAUCAAAGCAUUAUGCAGUGUUCCCUCUUGUUACUUACAGCAUCACAUGUAAGGUUUAUUGAUUACAAUCAUAUGGAUGAAAGACAUGCCUUGUAAACCACUUUUGUGAUUUGAUAACUCAAGGAGAUUUUGACAUUUCUAGAAAUGUCCCUCUAGUUGGUUGUUAGAACGACAUUCUGUUUUUGAUAUGUUAGUUAUUAUUUUUAGAGGUUUUCAUUUCUUUUAUACAGUUUGUGAUAGCAGUGCGUGUUGUAGGCUGUGCCGCCUCUUGUUCCCAAGUAUGAUUGAAAGUGUUUUAUGCCUACUCUGGAAAAAUUUAGAUGAUGUAGAACAUGGGGUGCUUCAGUCAUUCCUCCUGUCACAAUUGCAUAUUUCCCAGCAGAGUAUAUAUUGAGAUGCUCAAUAAAUCAUCUUCCAUCCAUGGGAACCAGAUCCAACAUUUUUUUUAGCCUGCACAGCAGAAAUCCUAAGUAUUUUUCCAAGGAGUGUGAUGCUCAUACGUUGUGAGGAGUACUGAGAAUAAAGGAAGAAAGCAGAAAGGUUACCUGCGCUUUUGAAAGUCUUAUUAAAAUUUUCUUAAAAUGUUACGGGUUUUUAAUUCUAGUGCCAUGAUGUGAAUCCUGCUUAAUGCAUGUGUUGUGAUUAACAGAGACAGUUUUUGGGUUGUUGGGUUGUAUUUUUCCAGUAUGAGCUUCUACGAUAUUAUGCUUAUGUCAAUCAGAGCAAAAUCCAUGUAGAGGAGAAUGGAGCUUAAGAAUAUCAAGAAUUUUAAAGUGUUUCAUUUUAGUUUGUUGGGGUUUUGUUUGUUUGUUGUAAGUUGUUGUUGUUUUCUUUUUGGGGGGGGUUAAAGGAAGUUUUUCUGCUUCUUAUAGUGGGUGCUUUACCAUGUUACCAUGCUUUGCAAAGUGAUAUAUCAAAAUAUGCCUCUCUUAAAAUAUACAUCUUGUGUUUGACUUCAGUCCAAAACUGACUCUACAUACACAUACUCUGUUGUUGUUUUGGUACAGAAGAAAAGGUCAAUAACAAAGACAUUUAGUUCCUCUGCUUUGAAUAUUGUCACGCUUAAGCCCUUUCAACACUGUUAUGAUCUGUGAGAUGUUAAUGAUAAUAACAUUGUCAGUGUCUUGCAACCAGUUUUAGUUUCAAAGAAGUGAGUAUGUGAUAGCUUUUCACCAUCUCAGUCAGGAAAAACCUGCAGAACUUAAAUCAUUCAAUGAACACAAGUGAAAAGUAGACGGGACACUAUAAAAGAGCUACUAAAUAGAAUAAAUUUAUCUCACCUUUCAGUUUGAGUAUAUCAUUGCAAAAA
This is a messenger RNA of Aplysia californica (California sea hare), 3490 nucleotides long. RefSeq lists its product as uncharacterized. Gene Ontology annotation, molecular function: protein phosphatase regulator activity; protein binding. Gene Ontology annotation, cellular component: cytoplasm; protein phosphatase type 2A complex. The transcript is spliced from 17 exons. NCBI's taxonomy places the organism in Eukaryota, Metazoa, Mollusca, Gastropoda, Aplysiida, Aplysiidae. The record is from RefSeq and is a predicted model, not a curated record. Bases 27 to 2129 code for a protein of 700 amino acids. Gene Ontology annotation, biological process: protein dephosphorylation.